GAAAAAGAUUGGCAGGUCGGGUCUUCAAAGAGCAGACUGCCGUCCGCGGGCCGCUGGAAUUUUAUACCCAGGGAUCGCUGUGAGGUAAAAGGGUGUCUGUCAGGUAAAGGGCUUGGCGUCCUGGACUAAACAUCUGGAAAGCUGCGCUUGCGUCCGCUGGGAGGAAGCGGCCAGCGGCGGAGAGGGUGCCCCACCGUGUACUGAGUUGGGUUGCGGAGGACUCAGGCGAGCAUGAUAACAUAUGGAGAGAGAAAGCUUUUCUCAUUUGUAACUUCCGUAUUCAUCAAUCUCUGAUCAAAUAAAUCCUUCCCUCCUUUUAAACUUCUGGGUUUAGCAUAGGCAUGUAUUGUCACGCUCAUCCUCUCCCUCAGCGAUUUUGUCUAUUUCUUCAGUUUGGAUCACCCAGAGCGCUGUUCCGGUUUCCACACGCGCACGCCCGCCCACUGCUGCCGCCAUUUUAGAAGAGGCGUAAGACUUCCGGGUCGUGACCUUUCGUUGCCUGGGUAACGGAAGCAGGGUUUUUGCUGCCGCUUUCCUUUGCAUUUUGUGUGAAAAGAAGUGGUUCCCAUGGCAGACUCACGCGAAGCCUGUGCACUACUGUAACCUCCCUUCUCUUGGACGUCAUUCCCUCAGUGUUGUUGCUCGCCGCGCCGGGGACGCGAAGGGACCCGAGGGGCUGACGGCACCCGGCUGGGAAGCGAGGAGUGGUGUGUGGAGGGCACCACAGGGUACCGUGCAUUGUGAGCACUCUGGGGGCGCAGGCAGUGCCUUUCGCCGGGCUCCUCGUGGCCGUCACCCGGACACUUGGGGAAACUUCGCGGCCCCGCUGUGGCCAGAGCCCCGGACACUGGGAAGGAGCGACUUCGAUUGGCGCUGGGGCCUGAUUCCCAACAUCCGGUUCAGCUGCCAAAGAACCUGCAGCCGCUGAGCAGUAGGCAUCUACCCAGAAACUACAAUUGUAGUAUGCAGAAGGGAAGAGGAAGAACAAGUCGGAUCAGAAGGCGAAAACUCAUUCGAGGUUCUGAAUCUAGAGGAGUGAAUGAGAGCCAUAAGCCCGAAUUUAUAGAGCUAAAGAAGUGGCUGAAAGAUAGGAAUUUUGAAGACACAAAUUUAACACCUGCUCAAUUUCCAGGUACAGGAAGAGGGCUGAUGACCAAGAAAUCCCUGAAGGCGGGACAGAUGAUUAUUUCACUACCUGAGAGUUGCCUGCUCACCACGGACACAGUUAUUCGAAGCUCGUUAGGGGCAUACAUCACUAAGUGGAAGCCUUCUCCAUCUCCUCUCUUGGCCCUGUGCACCUUUUUAGUUUCAGAAAAGCAUGCUGGUCAUCGGUCUGUCUGGAAGCCUUACCUGGAUAUUUUACCCAAGUCCUACACCUGCCCUGUUUAUUUGAAGCCAGAAGUGGUGAAUCUUCUUCCUGAACCUUUAAAAGCAAAGGCCAGAGAGCAGAGGGAUUCUGUUCAGGACUUUUUUGCUUCCUCCAGGGACUUUUUUUCUUCCCUGCAGCCUCUGUUUGAAGAGGCCAUUGACAGAGUAUUCAGCUACAGCGCCCUCCUGUGGGCCUGGUGCACCAUCAACACCAGAGCAGUGUACCUGAAGACCCGGAGGCAGGCCUGUCUUUCCUCAGAGCCUGACACCUGUGCCCUAGCUCCUUACCUGGAUCUGCUGAAUCAUAGCCCGAAUGUCCAGGUAAAAGCAGCAUUUAAUGAGGAAACUGGCUGUUAUGAAAUUAGAACUGCUUCAAGUUGUAGAAAACACGCAGAAGUGUUCAUCUGCUAUGGCCCUCAUGAUAACCACAGACUGCUCCUGGAAUACGGAUUUGUUUCCCUCUGCAAUCCUCAUGCUUGUGUUUAUGUCUCAAGAGAAAUACUUGUUAGAUAUCUUCCAUCAACAGAUAAACAGAUGAACAAAAAGAUUUCCAUUUUAAAGGAUCAUGGCUUUAUGGCAAAUUUAACGUUUGGGUGGGAUGGACCAUCUUGGAGGUUACUCACAGCUCUGAAGUUGCUAUGUCUGGAAGCUGAAAAAUUUACUUGCUGGUCUAAAGUGCUCCUUGGAGAAGUGAUUUCAGAUACAAAUGAGAAGACAAGUUUGAACAUAGCGCAGAAAAUAUGUUAUUAUCUCAUAGAGGAGACUACUGCUGUGCUUCAAAAGCAGUUAGCCUCUGAGAGCUUUCUCCUGGUGCCAGGGAAACCACUCAACCCAAAUACUUCCACCAGCCUGGAUUUAGAAGGUAAGGCAAGGGCCAGGGCUGCAAUGAGCCCACUUUCCAAUUAUCGGGACAGCAAAUAAUCUUAACUUUGCCCUUAUUGCAAAGGGAGACUGAGUGUUUGAAGAUAAAAGUGAGUUCAGAAUAUCGCUAGAAAAGCAGGUCAGGCCGAAAGGAGUGUGAGAAACAGGCAGUGCAGACCUUUGCUUCAUCGGUGAGUCCUCAAGACUUGGUUGAGUUCCACGCCUCCUAGGCCUCAGAUUGUGGCCCACGUCUUAGUCGUGCACUUGGAACUCUGACAAGUGCUGGGGUCCGCCCUGUGAGGGCCUCGCUUCAUUGAUCUGGGUGGGGUGUGUCCGGGCACUGGGAGUGGGUCACUGAAACUGCCACGGAGCCGUUCUGAGCCUAUGCCAUACAGGAGAGACGCGAGACUUCUCCCCGCUGGAACAUUCUGCUUUCAAAAACCUUUAAUUACAGUAAUUUUGGGAGGCAGGAUAGAGAGUGUCCAUUCCUACCGGCCACCUUUAUGCUGCAUCAAUCUUUUAAGUAGCACCAGUCGAUGUGUAUAGACCAAUCCAGGGAUCAAUCGCUUUUAUCAUUU
Molecule: messenger RNA, 2807 nt
Organism: Fukomys damarensis (Damara mole-rat)
Lineage: Eukaryota; Metazoa; Chordata; Mammalia; Rodentia; Bathyergidae
Gene: Setd4
Product: SET domain containing 4
Exons: 11
Coding region: 964-2289 (441 amino acids)
Biological process (GO): peptidyl-lysine monomethylation; peptidyl-lysine trimethylation; positive regulation of transcription by RNA polymerase II
Molecular function (GO): histone H3K36 methyltransferase activity; transcription coactivator activity; histone H3K4 methyltransferase activity
Source: RefSeq, a predicted model, not a curated record